CUGGCGGCAGCGGGCCCGGGAGCGGGGCGGCGGUGGCGGCCGGAGUCGCGAUGGGCCCGCGGCGGGCGGCGCUGGGGCUGGCGCUGGGGCUGGCGCUGGCGGCGGCGGCGGCUCUGGGGCUGCGGGUACCGGCACGGCACCGGGCACGGUUCCCUCGCGGCAGCAACGGGCUGGCGGCGGCCGGAGGAGGAGAGGCCUGCGGCGGCCUGCGCGGAGACCCAGCCGCCCUGGGCAACAACACGCACCAGUGCAUCUUCGAUGACCUCAGCGGCUCCGUGUCCCUGUCCUGGGUUGGGGACAGCACCGGGGUGGUCCUGGUGCUCACCACCUUCCAGGUGCCGCUGGUGAUUAUGAGCUUCGGGCAGUCCAAGCUGUACCGCAGUGAGGACUAUGGGAAGACCUUCAAGGACAUCACCGGGCUGAUCAACAACACCUUCAUCCGCACCGAGUUCGGCAUGGCCAUCGGCCCCGGCAGCUCCGGCAAGGUGAUCCUGACGGGGGACGUCUCGGGGGGCAGCCGGGGCGGUCGCAUCUUCCGCUCCUCCGACUUCGCCAAGCACUUCGUGCAGACAGAGCUCCCCUUCCACCCGCUGCUGCAGGUCUCCUACCACCCCCACAACGCCAACUACCUGCUGGCCCUCAGCACCGAGAAUGGCCUCUGGAUCUCCAAGGACUUUGGGGAGAGCUGGGAGGAGAUCCACAAAGCUGUCUGCCUGGCCAAGUGGGGUUCCAAUGAUGUCAUCUUCUUCACCACCUACCUGAACAACUCCUGUAAAGCUGACCUGGGGCUGCUGGAGCUCAAGAGGACCAACGACUUCGGCAGGACCUUCAAGGUCAUCGGCACCAAGAUCUACUCCUUCGGCCUGGGGGGUCGCUUCCUCUUCGCCUCUGUCAUGACAGAGAAGGGCAGCACCAGGCGCAUCCACGUCUCCCUGGACCAGGGGGAGAGCUGGAACAUGGCUCAGCUGCCCUCCGUGGGCCACGAGCAGUUCUACUCCAUCCUGGCUGCCAACGACGACUUGGUCUUCAUGCACGUGGAUGAGCCUGGAGACACCGGCUUCGGCACCAUCUACACCUCGGACGACCGCGGCAUCGUCUACUCCAAGUCGCUGGAGCGCCACCUCUACACCACCACGGGCGGCGAGACCGACUUCACCAACGUCACCUCCCUGCGGGGCAUCUACAUCACCAGCGUCCUCUCCGAGGACAACUCCAUCCAGUCUGUCAUCACCUUUGACCGCGGGGGGGAGUGGGUGCCCCUGCGGAAGCCCAAGAACACCACCUGUGACUCCACAGCCAGGAGCAAGGAGGAGUGCAGUCUCCACAUCCACGCCUCCUACAGCAUCUCCCAGAAGCUCAACGUCCCCAUGGCUCCGCUCUCCGAGCCCAACGCCGUCGGCAUCAUCAUCGCCCACGGCAGCGUGGGGGGGGCCAUCUCCGUGAUGAGCCCUGACGUCUACAUCUCCGACGACGGAGGCUACACCUGGGCCCGGAUGCUGGAGGGGCCUCACCACUACGCCAUCCUCGACUCAGGGGGGCUCAUCGUGGCCAUUGAGCACACCAGCCAGCCUGUCAACGUCAUCCAGUUCUCCACGGACGAGGGGCAGUGCUGGUACCAGUACAGCUUCUCGGCGGAGCCGAUCUUCUUCACGGGGCUGGCCUCGGAGCCCGGCGCUCGCUCCAUGAACGUCAGCGUCUGGGGCUUCCGCGGCAGCUUCCUCUCCCGCCAGUGGGUGUCCUACACCAUCGACUUCAGCCAGCUGCUCGCCAGGACCUGCGAGGACAAGGACUACAUCAUCUGGCUGGCUCACUCCAGCAACAGCAGCGACCCCAGCGACGGCUGCAUCCUGGGCUACAAGGAGCAGUACCGGCGGCUGCGCAAGUCCUCCCUCUGCCACAACGGCAGGGACUACGUCGUCACCAAGCAGCCCUCCGUCUGCCCCUGCACCCUCGAGGACUUCCUCUGUGACUUUGGCUACUUCCGGCCGGAGAACCACUCCGAGUGCGUGGAGCAGCCGGAGCUGAAGGGCCACGACCUGGAGUUCUGCCUCUACGGGCGGCGAGAGCUGCUGCGCACCAGCGGGUACCGCAAGAUCCCUGGGGACAAAUGUGCAGGGGGGGAGAGCCCCAGCCGGGAGGAGAAGGACAUGAAGAAGAAAUGCACCAGCAACCUCCUCAGCCCCGGGCAGCUGGCAGCCUCGCCCAGCUCCGUGCCCAUCGUGCUGGCCGUGGUGGCAGUGCUGCUGCUGAGCGCCGCGGCUGGCACCCUGCUGGUCAAGAAGUACAUCUGUGGGGGCAGGUUCCUGGUGCAUCGCUACUCGGUGCUGCGGCAGCAGGCAGAGGCCAACGGCGCCGAGGGGCUGGAGGGGCUGGGCAGUGCCAGCUGUGCCACCAAGGGAGGCUACCACGACGACUCCGACGAGGACCUCCUGGAGUGA
Molecule: messenger RNA, 2438 nt
Organism: Dryobates pubescens (Downy woodpecker)
Lineage: Eukaryota; Metazoa; Chordata; Aves; Piciformes; Picidae
Gene: SORT1
Product: sortilin 1
Exons: 20
Coding region: 51-2438 (795 amino acids)
Biological process (GO): Golgi to endosome transport; endocytosis; vesicle organization
Cellular component (GO): Golgi apparatus; membrane
Molecular function (GO): protein binding
Source: RefSeq, a predicted model, not a curated record